Camponotus floridanus (Florida carpenter ant) is the source of this 4054-nucleotide messenger RNA. RefSeq names its product helicase SKI2W (gene tst). Lineage: Eukaryota; Metazoa; Arthropoda; Insecta; Hymenoptera; Formicidae. Gene Ontology annotation, molecular function: RNA helicase activity; RNA binding; ATP binding. The record is from RefSeq and is a predicted model, not a curated record. Gene Ontology annotation, biological process: nuclear-transcribed mRNA catabolic process, 3'-5' exonucleolytic nonsense-mediated decay. The coding region runs from base 256 to 3885 and encodes 1209 amino acids. The transcript has 11 exons. Gene Ontology annotation, cellular component: Ski complex.
UAGAAUCUCUUCGGUUGACGUUGACCUUUAAUUCACUGUUGAUCGACUGAAAUUGAUUAUAUAAAGAAACGAUUAUUUUCGAUUCGAGUAUUUACGAAGUGUAAAUAAUUCGAAAAAUAAAUGCAUGAUUGAACUUAUUAAAUUAUUUCUUUAUCAGUUAUGUUGUGACAAAGCUUACAUGUUAAUAACUUUAGAAAAUAUUACUUAUUAUAAUUUAUUAAAUGUAAACAAGGAAGCUGCAAAUUUGGCGUAACAAUGAAUGAAUCAACGAAGUUAUUCGUUGGGCCUCCACCAAUUUGGCCUGACAUUAAAUUGGAGUUACGGGAAUAUAUUGAAUGCCCUGAACGAUUACCUAUACAUCAGCUGGAUGAUGCGCAGUGUUAUUGGCCACGUAUACCAGAUGUUUGUUCAUUAUUGGAGUAUGAUUUGGCUCCGAUCAAUACUACGCUAAAGUUUGAUCGCGAUCCAAUAACAGGCAAGAUUGGUGAAAUGCAAGAAAUCAUCUUGCAAGGUGCAGGGGAAACAGCAAGAAAUUCUAUGUCUAUGACUCGUGCACCUGGACCGCUUAUGGAUGGAGUUAGAGGUAAUCCUAGUAAUAUUCCGUUUUGGCCUGGUGGUUUUGAAGAACCUAAAGUGCCUGAGAAUGAAUUCCUAAAUGAUAUUGAUUUUGAAAAAGAUUUGAGGACAUUAGCCAAAGGCUUUUGCUCGGGUGUAGAAUUUAAAAGCGACAAUUGCACGCCGAUUAAAUACACAGAGAAUAAAACAGAAGUUGAAGAAAUUAAAAACUUUGAAGAAUUAAAAAUCAAUGAUAAUAUCAAUUUAAUGGCUGUUGUACAUGAGGAGGGAAAUUCACUUGGUUUAUGGUCUUCAAUUGAGGAGCCAAAGAAAGAGAAUAUUCAAGUUUCGGAUAAUAACAUUCCAUUUACAGACAUUUCUAUUUUACCUGAAGAGACAAAUAUUCCUGUCUUGAAAAUAUCAGAGAAACAACCAGAAUUUGUAAAGACAGAAUGGGCAGAGCAAUUGGAUGUGUCUGCACCAAUAACUGAUUUUGACAAGAGAAUACCUGAUCCAGCAAUUAAAUUUGAAUAUGAAUUAGACACUUUUCAGAAACAAGCUAUUCUUAAGCUGGAGCAGAAUAGUAAUGUCUUUGUUGCUGCACAUACAUCAGCAGGAAAGACCACUGUCGCUGAAUAUGCCAUUGCAUUGAGUCAAAAGCACAUGACAAGAGUAAUUUAUACAUCCCCUAUAAAAGCGCUGUCAAAUCAGAAAUAUCGUGAAUUUAAAAGAAAGUUUGAAAGUGUUGGAUUAUUAACAGGUGAUUUACAAAUAAAUCAAACUGCUUCAUGCCUAAUCAUGACAACAGAAAUUCUACAAUCAAUGUUAUAUUGUGCAUCUGAUGUUUUACGGGAUUUAGAAUUUGUCAUAUUUGAUGAAGUGCAUUAUAUAAACAAUGAAGAUAGAGGUCACGUAUGGGAGGAAAUUGUUAUUCUUUUACCACAAACGAUCAAUAUAGUAAUGUUAUCUGCGACUGUACCAAAUCCUAUAAUAUUCGCGGAUUGGGUCGGUCGUAUUAAGAAGCGAAAGAUGUAUGUGAUUAGCACAUUGAAAAGGCCAAUACCUCUUUUACAUUACUUAUACACUGGUACUGAUGGUAAGACUAAAGAUGAUAAGUUUUUGGUUCUUGAUGGCAACAAUCAAUUCUUAUUGGAUGGGUGGUACAAAGCGACGAAUGCAUCUGACAAGAAAAAGAAUAAAAAUGCAAAGGAUCCUAGGAGAAGAAUUCAAAUGACUUUUAAACAAGAAGAAGUAUUAUGGAGAGCAUUUAUAAGUCAUCUCCAGAAAAAUGAUAUGUUACCUGUUGUUGUAUUUACUUUAUCGAGAAAACGCUGUGAUAUGAAUGCUGCUACACUGAGAAAUCUCGAUUUAACAACCGCGAGAGAGAAGCAUCAAGUGCAUGCAUUUUUUCAAUCUAAUAUAAAACACCUGAAAGGUAGCGAUAGAGAAUUACCACAAGUACUUAUGAUGCAAGAACUCUUGGAGAAAGGCGUGGGUAUACAUCAUAGCGGGAUAUUGCCAAUUUUGAGAGAAAUCGUAGAAAUGUUAUUCCAAAGUGGACUCGUAAAGUUACUGUUCGCGACAGAAACUUUCGCCAUGGGAGUUAACAUGCCAGCUCGCACGGUGGUGUUUGAUUCCAUACGAAAGUUCGACGGAAACACCUUUCGUAUCCUAUACCCGACUGAAUACAUACAAAUGGCCGGUAGAGCCGGACGGCGAGGUCACGACACAACGGGAACAGUUAUAGUAAUGUGCAGAUACGAUAUACCACACUUUAAUGACUUGAAACCUAUGAUGUGCGGCGAGCCGCAGACAUUGGAGUCGAAAUUCAAAGUUACGUACUCCAUGCUGUUAAACUUGAGAAGGGUGAAUGAAUCCGUCACCGUUGAAGCGAUGAUGCGCAAGUCUUUCAAAGAAUCACCGCUAGCAUCACAGGAAGCGACAUAUAACAGCGAGUUACGAAAAGUCGAGCGAGAAUUAUCAAAUCUACCUACUUUGACUGAGAUACAAAAGAAGCUCUCUAUGUUUUAUCAAGUUGCAGUUGAUUAUUUGGAAGACGUUAAAUUUUUAAAUCCCUAUUUGUUCGAGUCUAAAAAAUCAGCGAAAGCUAUGACCGAAGGCAGAGUCUUGUUAAUAUCAUACGCGAAUCAUUACAACAAAUUAGGUUUAUUACUGCAAGUCGUGCAUCAUAAAAGUUCUACUCAAUACAGAGUGUUGAUACUCAAGGAUGCGGAUGCAUCCAAUUCCGAGGCUGCUGAAUUCAAGAGUCCUCAGAUAUACGAAAAAUGGUGCGAAAUUAUUGGUCUAACGAAGAAAAGGCUAUUCGUUCCGAGCACUAAUGCAUCGCACGGAGUCGUGACCUUGUACUCAUGGCAUAUAUUGAAGAUAACCAAGUGCCAGAUAAAAGUCGAUUGCUCCUUAGUGCUGAAUGAUUGGGAAAAGCGGCAAAUCUCACGAUUUAAGAACGAUCCACCGGGACAGACUUGUCAAAUGGCGGUUCAAGAAUUAACUUCUCUAUCAUUUAACGCUGCUGCCAAUGUUCAAAUUUUAUACCCUUAUAUCGAACCUGUAUCGAAAAGUGAUUUUCAAUUAAGAAUAAAGCAUAAAGACAAAUUAAAAGCCAAGCUCAACGACAUGAAAUGUAUAGAAAUACCAAAUUUCGAAGAACAGUUUAGACCUGUAUUCGAGCGAAAUCAGCUCGAAGAUAAAAAACGGCAGCUCCAGCUUAAACUUAGCGAUGAAGGAAUGGCACUGUAUCCAGAUUAUCUGAAUAUGGUGGCACUGCUGAAACAAUUGAAAUAUAUAGAUAGCGAUGAAAGAGUUGCUUUAAAAGGAAGAGUCGCGCUGCAAAUGGGUAGUAACGAAUUGCUGAUAACGGAGCUGGUUCUCAAGAAUGUGUUAACAGUUUUACAACCGGCAGAAAUAGUAGCGCUGCUAUCAGCACUGAUCUUCCAACAACGCACAGAUUCAGAACCUACACUCACACCGAGUCUUGCUAAUGGUUGUGAAAUAAUGAACAAGGUGCAUGCGGAAUUGGAACGUUUAGAGCAGCAAUAUCAAUUGUCGACUAUACCGCCAUUGAAUUUCGGUUUGGUGGAAGUCGUCUACGAAUGGGCGCAAGCUAAAUCGUUCGCGGAGAUCAUGAAAAUGACGGACGUUCAAGAGGGAAUUAUCGUUCGAUGUAUACAGCAGCUCGGCGAAACCUUGAGAGAUGUUAAAAAUGCGGCUGUGACUAUAGGCGAUCCGAUUUUGAAAGAAAAAAUGGAAGAAGCCUCCACUGCAAUCAAACGUGACAUAGUUUUCGCCGCAUCUCUAUAUACUCAAGAUUAAUAUGAUUGUGAAAUAUAAAAUAAUUUAACUUUUGGAAAUAGAAAAAUGUAUUUCUUUUAUAAAAAUAAUGAACUGAAUACACGCACAUUGUUGAAAACGUAAUCUAUUUGUAAAAAAUAUCUUGUCCACAAGCAUAUACAAUACUUCAAAAUAAUAACUUUUUGAUAAU